This is a messenger RNA of Dermochelys coriacea (leatherback sea turtle), 8489 nucleotides long. It is a transcript of the gene KIF26A, whose product is annotated as kinesin family member 26A. The record is from RefSeq and is a predicted model, not a curated record. Bases 986 to 7243 code for a protein of 2085 amino acids. The transcript is spliced from 16 exons. Gene Ontology annotation, biological process: microtubule-based movement. Gene Ontology annotation, molecular function: microtubule binding; ATP binding; microtubule motor activity. Lineage: Eukaryota; Metazoa; Chordata; Testudines; Dermochelyidae.
AGGGGGCGCGGGGCUCCUGCAGCCCCAGGCAGCGGCGGCGGUAGGCAGGGCACCCAGGCAGCGGUGCCAAGGCAGCGCUAGGCCUGCCUCCCUCCCUCCCCUCCCGGCAGGCGACUUUUCAGGAGGAAGCCACCCAAUGCAAAAGCUCUGCCUCCAACUUUCCUCCUUAGCAGCAAAGCCGGGGGGUGGCGGUGCGGGGAGCUGCGGGGAGUACAGCCCGGGAGUCUGAUUUAGGAGGUGGGGGGGGGGGGAAGCCUGCAGGGUUUCCACGUGUCCUCUGGGUCUGCUGGACGGCGCUUCUGGGAGCCAGAGAGGCCGAGGGGGGAUGCAUCUGCCACCGCUUGCCACUGAAGUCGCUCUGAAGGCAGCAGGCACGCGUCUGUGGCGGAGGAGAGGCGCUCGCCCCUUCAGCCCAGCCAUUAGAGACCCGUUCCUCGCCCCCGAUGAGGAGCGGAGCCAGCUGCUUGUGUGUCUCGGGCUCUCUGGUUAAUAACAAGCUUUUAGGGGAGCGGUAGCCCCGGCUGGAAAGUAUUUCCUCAGGCGUUUCCCUUCAUCCCUUGCUAACUGUCAUCACAGACUUCCCGGGCAGCCCUGCCUUCCUGGCACUCCCCCGGAGAAAUCACCAGUGCAUGGGGGAGGCAGGAGAGAGGCGCUCCGGGUCAACGGCAAGGGCAUCCUCAGACGAGCCCGAUGCGGGCUGGGCGCUGAUGGCCGGCAGGAGCGGAGCAGGGGACAGAGGGGAAGAGGCUGCGGCUCUGAUGGGACGCUGAGCGGAGCUGCUGCUGCUCGCCCGCGGGAGGAGCCCAGCAGACCAGGUGCGCUAGAGGGGGAAAUAAAAAGGAGCGAGAGAAAUUGGUGGAUUUGCUGCCUGGCUUCUGGCUUCCCUAACCCCCAGCCCUGCGCAGCCUGCCAGUAUGAAGGAGUAACUCGCACCCAGCGUGGUUCUUGGCCAUCGCUCAGGGAGCCGGAUAUUUCAGACCAAACGAUGGCUUUCCAAAAAUCACCCGAUCCCUCCAGCGCCGCCAGGAAAAACCCCAGCCUGCUGGAGAUAGGCGCUCUCUGCCUGGACUCCGACAUCAUCUUCGGCUUCACCAGCCACCUGCUGCGGAGGAAAGGCAAGGUCGCGGAGGGAAGCUCUGGGCGAGAGCCGGCCCCGCUGUCUCUGGAGCUCGCCCCUAGGAAGAGGCUGCCGCCUGCCGCCGAUGAGGACCGUUGCGGCAGCCGCCCCGCUCCGGAGGGAGCUGGGGCCGUCUCGCUGGCCGAGCUGGGGCACUUCGAGAGAACCGGGAAAGGAGGAUGGUGCAAGAACUGCCAGGUCAAACUGGCCGAACUCAAGAAGCAAGCCGUGAAACUGGCCGCCAGCAGCAGCCCAGCUAACUCCCUGCCGGACCCAAGAUUAUCAGCUUUAAUUUUUGAUAAGCUUCAAGUGCCUGACUAUUUACAGAAAAACAGGAAUGAAGGAGAGAGCAGAUGUGAAAUUUGCGCCACCCACCUGAAUCAGCUGAAGCAGGAAGCCAUUCAAAUGAUCCAUACCCUUAAUCAAGCCAGCUAUCAAGAAGUACCUGGCCUCCCUCAAAGUUCUGGAGCAUUGACCAGUGUCUUACCAAGGAUGGUGACUGUGUCAUCCCAAAGGGAUUUGCCGCUUGUUUCUGGGCAGGUGGGUAGACAGUCCGGAAAAUCAACAAAUCUUUUCUCUGGGACAGAGAGAAAGAAGGGACUUGGAUGGCCUCAAGGCACAAGCAGUUUUCCAAACUCCAGUGUUCAAGUAACUGUGGCUCCCAGCGGCCUCAGUGGUGCUUUGAGCUCCGUGACUAUCCAGGCUCAGCAAUACCUUGAGGGGAUGUGGAGUAUCUCCAGGGUGAACAGCUUUCUUCCCCAAGCUUGUCUAGCAGAAACGGCAACAGAGGGUGGACGGGAAGGUCCUAACGUUCACGUCGCCUCAGGGCAGAACAACUGUGACCAAACUGGAACAGGUGGCUCACUGACCUCGCAGAGUUUGGUUGCUCCUGCUGGGGCCUGUGCUGGUACUUCAGCUGCGGCUUCAUUCUUCAUAAGAGCAGCACAGAAGCUUAACCUGUCCUCGAAGAGAAAGAAGUACCAUCCGCCCCUGCCACGCUCUCACGACUUCUCUGUCUAUGCCACCAACUUUAGUGGCAUACUGCAGUUAUGCUCUCCCCCAGCACCGCCAUGCCUUUUGAGAGCAGUGUCAAAAAUCAAGGACAACCCUGGCGUUGGAAAGGUGAAGGUGAUGGUGAGAAUUUGUCCUUCUCAAGGACCACAUGACACGUCCGAAUCCAUGUCUUUUCUAAAGGUAGAUCCACGAAAAAAGCAAAUCACUCUUUAUGAUCCAUCUGCAAGUGGACCAUCCAACUUAGGUCACAGGAGAGGAACUGUUGCUGUCCCAAAGAUGUUUGCCUUUGAUGCAGUAUUCCCUCAGGAUGCUUCUCAGGCUGAGGUAUGCUCUGGAACAGUAGCAGAAGUAAUCCAGUCUGUUGUGAAUGGUGCAGAUGGUUGCAUAUUUUGCUUUGGUCAUGUCAAGCUUGGUAAAUCUUAUACCAUGAUCGGCAAAGAUAACUCCACACAAAGCCUUGGUAUUAUCCCCUGUGCAAUUUCUUGGCUCUUCAAGUUAAUCAAUGAACGCAAAGAAAAAACUGGGACUCGUUUCUCUAUUAGAGUAUCUGCUGUGGAGAUCAGUGGCAAAGAUGAAAACCUUAAGGAUUUGUUAGCUGAAGUAGCCACUGGCAGCCUUCAGGAUGGUCAGUCUCCAGGGGUUUAUUUGAGAGAGGAUCCGAUAUGUGGAACCCAGCUUCAAAACCAAAGUGAGCUUAGGGCCCCGACAGCAGAGAAAGCUGCCUUUUUCCUUGAUGCUGCAAUUGCUGCCAGAAGUACCAGUAAACCCGAGUGCGAUGAAGAAGACAGGAGGAAUUCACACAUGCUCUUCACUCUUCACAUUUAUCAGUAUCGCAUGGAGAAGAGUGGCAAAGGAGGAAUGUCCGGAGGACGGAGCCGUUUGCAUCUGAUUGAUCUAGGAAGCUGUGAAAAAGUGCUGAGCAAGAGCCGAGAUGGGGGAGGUUCCCUGUGCCUGUCUCUGUCUGCCCUGGGCAAUGUAAUUUUGGCCUUAAUUAAUGGUACUAAACAUGUACCAUACAAGGACAACAAGUUGACUAUGUUGCUGAGAGAAUCAUUUGGGAACAUCAACUGUAGAACAACCAUGAUUGCUCAUAUUUCUGACUCCCCAGCAAAUUAUGCAGAAACUCUCAUGACAAUUCAGCUUGCAUCACGAAUCCACCGAAUGAGAAAGAAGAAAUCCAAGUAUGCAUCCAGCUCAUCUGGAGGAGAAAGUUCAUGUGAAGAAGGCCAUGUACGAAGACCACCUCACUUGAGACCCUUUCACCCAAGAACUGUAGCACUUGACCCUGAUCUUCCUGUACCGAGUAUUUCUAGUGAUCCUGAUUAUUCCUCCAGCAGUGAACAAUCUUGUGACACUGUCAUCUAUGUUGGUCCAAAUGGUGCAGCUUUGUCUGACAGGGAACUAACAGAUAAUGAAGGGCCUCCAGAGUUUGUUCCCAUAAUUCCUUCCCUUAACAAAAAGAGAAGCAAGGACAACUUUGCUAUUGCUAGAAGUUCUGACAAGGACCAUUUUAAGUGCAACACUUUUGCUGAAUUGCAAGAAAGGUUAGAAUUCAUUGAUGGAAGUGAGGAACCUAUAAAGUUUGCUUGUGGAGAAACACCUGUUGCAUCAAAUUGUAGUCCUGUGACAGUGACAGAAAAUGUGCAGUCUAAACUGAUAAAUGAAAAACCAUCUUCUCCAUCUGGAGCGUAUAAAAAAUCUGUUCCACAGGAAACAGUGUCUCCAAAAAAAGGACAUAAUCUUUAUUUCCAGGCUGCUGUGCAAAGGGGUGGCAGCUGUCAUGAAAAGAAUGCCCCUCAUGUCAAAGCGGAACAUUCCAAACUGCAAACCAAAGCUGAAGGCAAAAAACUGGGCUCAGCCUCGGAUGGCGAGAAAGAGAGAGACACAAUCACAGAUUCGCUGAAAUCAUCGAAAUAUAACCCUACUAGGAGUCGAGAGCAGAGUAAGGCCACAGCUGAACCUGUAGUGAAAGAAAAGUCCUCAUAUGUGAAGAGACCUUUACCAAGCCCUGCACCCCCACCUCCACAACAGAGAGAUCAGACCCUCAAGUCCAAAGAAGCAUGUUCAGAGUUGGACAAUAGCAGUGCAAUCCGGACUCCUCCUGUGGGAAUGAGUAAGCAAAUGGCUAGCAAACCUGAGCACAACUUGGUAGGAAGCACAUUUCUAGUUGGCAGUAACACCCAGAAUCAAUCUGGCGCUAUCGAGGUACAUAGUUUCCACUCAGCAUUCAAAGGUAAAUGUUUUGACCGGGAUAUACUGACCACCACAGUGACUUUGCAGCAGCCUGUGGAGCUGAAUGGAGAGGACGAGCUUGUUUUUACAGUGGUAGAGGAACUAUCCAUCAGUGGAAUUUUAGAUAAUGGAAGGCCUUCCAGUAUCAUUAGCUUUAACAGCGACUGCUCCCUUCAGGCUCUUGCAUCAGGUUCUAGGCCGGUUAGUAUUAUUAGCAGUAUAAAUGAUGAGUUUGAUGCUUAUACCUCACAGGCAAGCUCUACUGGUGUAAAUAUUGAUAUUGUUUUGCCCUUUGCUGAGGAUCCGUUUUCCAGCAGCAGACGUUCCUCCAUCAGUUCUUGGCUUAGUGAAGUUAGCAUUUGUACAAUUGAAAGUGAUGGAGCCCAGUCCAGUGACAGUUUUGUUGCCCAGUCAUCUUACAGCUGUAAUAAGACCAAGGAACCUUUUAAUUUGGAUUUGCCCAAUGUAGCCACCCCAUUGAAAAGCUCCCUGAAUGACAGUGGAUUUUGUUUCUCAGAGCUGGAAACUGAGAGUAUAAGUUCUAGCAAAAUGUCUUCAGGCAUCAACAAAAGCCCCCAAACCUCUGAAUUAACCAAAGCAUCUCAGAUGAAAAGUGCUUUUUGUGUAGCUGAUCAGCCUAUAAAAGUUAAAUCUAGCAACUCUCGAGGUACACCGAUGAUAGAAACAAUACAUUCUAGUCUUCCUAGGAAAACAAAAACUACCUCAUCUCCGACUCACAAUAAUGUCACUGUAAGCUACAGGGAACAGCAGAAUCCACACAGUAUUUUUGAAGAUCCGUGGCUGGUGCGCAUGGAUAGUCACUUGGAAGCAAAAGCUGCAGAAUCUCGGCUGUCUCCAAAAUCUCACACAUUUGGUACUGAUAAGCAGCCAACAAAAGCUGCCCAAUACUUCAGCAGUGCAACCAAGCCAACUAAGUCGCAGACUAUGCUUGCAUGCUCUCAGAGGGUUGUAGAUGGUUGUGAAAUGGCUUGCAAAUCUUCCAAUGAAGCCACUAAAAAAUCUGAAGCAGCAAUGAAAAUGCCACAGCUUAAGAGAGGAGCUACCACGCUGGGUGUGAUGCCAGUAGCACACAGUAAUAGUGCUCCAUCAGAAGGUGUGAGUAGGGGAAGUUCUGAAGCUUCCUUUGCUGUUGGCAGCCUGAAAACAUCCCUGGGAAAGAAGACUCUGCCACAAAAGUCAAGCUUGCUACCUAGGCCAAAUGGGACCAUACCUCCAACACCUCCUGUACGUAAAUCAAGCCUAGAGCAGAAAAAUGUGGUGGUCACAAAUAGUGGAGGCAAAGCUGCAGGCCUAGACUGUCCUAGAGUUGUAACAGCAAAAGCUGAGGAAGAGGCAGAAUUGCGAUCAAAAGCUGGAUCUUGGGUUAGUGAAAGUACCAGCAGUAAAACAAGCCUCAAGGGGGACCAUUCUUUGCCUAAAAUGACUUCAAGUUUAAAGACUAAGGCAUCUAAAAAUGAAGCUGUUCAUCGAUAUGAGAGUCACGUGUCUCUGGAAAGGUGUGAUAGUCUGACAUCGGUUGGAUCCAAAACAAACACAACUAGGGAAAAUGGCAACGCUAGCAUCAACAACAGUAGAAUGGGACGAUCGGUCCCACGGCUGGGAGUUCCCCCUGUAGCUUCUACUGUGACUUCACCACCAUCACAUACUGCACCUUUACCCUGUAAAAACAGCCAGGGAAAAAGUACCACUAACCAGAAGGCUCAAGCAAGUGGAAACAAAAACCGCAGCCUUUCUACCAAUGGGUCAAAGUCGCUUAGCUCCUCUGUAAAAUCACUGACUCAGUCUAUUGGAAAAAGCUCUAGUAUUCCUCCAAGUGGGAAAACAAUCCCUCGAUCUAUGCAGGGCAUCAACAACAAACCUGGCAGAGGAACUAUUAUGGGGACAAAGCAAGCAAUUAGGGCAGCCAACAGUCGGGUUAAUGAACUGGUAUCUGGCAGUUCUGUCAAAAUGGGGCAUUUCAGAGGCUCCACAGACUCUGAUAGCGGGAAUGACAGUGGUAUUAAUCUCAGCGAUGAAAAAUCACAAAUUCCAGUGUUGCCAUCUCCUUACAGCAAGAUAACUGCGCCCCGGAGGCCUCAGCGGUACAGCAGUGGGCACGGCAGUGAUAAUAGCAGUGUUUUAAGUGGAGAACUGCCACCAGCAAUGGGAAGGACAGCUCUUUUUUACCACAGUGGUGGCAGCAGUGGCUACGAAAGCAUGAUUCGUGAUAGUGAAGCAACAGGCAGUGCCUCUUCCGCACAUGACUCAAUGAGUGAAAGCGGAAUGUCAUCACCAGGACGCAUGAGGAGUUUGAAGUCCCCUAAGAAAAGAUCGACAGGUCUCCAGCGUCGUAGACUGAUUCCUGCUCCAUUGCCUGAUGCUACAUCCCUAGGAAGAAAGCCCAGUGUCACUGGCCAGUGGGUUGAUCUACCACCUUUGCCAGGCACUUUAAAAGAGCCAUUUGAAAUUAAAGUUUAUGAGAUUGAUGAUGUGGAACGAUUACAGCGACACAGACAAGAGGAAACUGAGCCUUUCCAGGAUGUUGAAAAGGGUCUGAUGUAUUUCAAUACCAAGCUGAAGAUUUUAGAAAGGCGCCAUCAGCAGAUUAGAGAAGUGAAGGCAAAACAUGAAUGUCUGAAGGAAGAGUUGGAAGAGACAAAGUGCAGAUUGAUGAUGGAUCCAAAUAAGUGGAAAGAAGAGUUUGAGGUGGACCCUCACCUUGAUAAGGAGUCUCAGGAGUAUCUGGAGGCACUGGAACAAGUGACAGAGGAACUAGAGCAGUGUGUUAAUCUGUGCAAGUCACAUGUCAUGAUAGUGACCUGUUUUGAUAUUGGAAUGAUAUCCGAUGUGCAAGAUGGAGUUCGAGAAGUGGAAGUUUGAAGGCGGUUUUUCAAGGGACUUUAGGAAGUGGAGCCAAACUGUCCAACACGAAGAAGAAAAAGGAUUAGGAAGUGAAAGUGGACAUGUGAAGACUUAAAGUCACAAUGAAUGUUGUAGAGACUGAUACAGAUGAGGAAUUGGAAUGUUUAUAAAUCAUUAUGGUGCCUCUACGUGACCUGAACUGUACAAAGAUAAAAAUAGAAAUAAUAAACAUUGUUUCUAACGGAGAAAAGCAGAAAAAUCUAGUAUAAACCAAGACUUUAUAAAACAAACAGAAAACAGUGAAAGUGCCUUUAAAAUUCAUUUGAUUUUCAUUUUUGUAUUUGGUGCUAGAAUUAAAGCCAGCAAACCUAAGCAGACCACAAAAUGUAUUCCUAUGAAAUAUUUUAUACUGUAUAGUGUAUUUAUGACUAUAUGUAAAAAAACCAACAUUGUAGCACAAGCAAUAAGUAAAUUAUGUUUUCAUACCUGAACUUGCCUUCUUGUUUAAUAGAAAAGCUGUUUUAUGUAGCAAAACUAAAAUUGUAUUAUAAUUGUUUUCUUGGUUAGGAUUCAAGAUAUUUUUAUGAACAUUUAUCUAUUGAAGAAGUGUAUUAUGGAAUUUCAAGAUGAUUGUUUUAUGUUCUGUUUUUGUAUUAUUCCUUUUUCAGGUCAAAAUAAAUGUUUGUGUUCCAUUUAUAUAUAAAUAUAUAUAUAAAACUGCUUAACUACUUCCUUGGUUACUAACCCCUGUUUUCAUGGAUCCGAUCUUUUUGUUGUUAACCGAACUCGAGGAAGUCUAGAAGGGCAUUGUGGUUUGUUUUUCUCUGACUACAGGAACUGAAAAUUAUGUUUAUUACCAAAACCAUAAAACAAACAAGCAAAAAAAAAAAAGAAAGUUUUUGUAAAUUUUAAGUUAGGUCCAUAUUUUUAUAUAGUUUUGACUAUAAAUAAAGGUUUUUGCAUUAUGAACUUUUAAGACAAAUAGUAUAUCUUUUUACAGUUUUUCUAAGGAAGGCAAACCCUCAGGAUCAAGUUUAUACAUGCUGCAUGAGAUUUGUGCUUUUUUGAAGGAGACCACCUAAGCGUGGAAAGUAUUGAUAAAUUUGUUGCCAAGCGAAUACUUUUGAAAAGGUUUAAUAGUGUAUGUAAUAUCACAUUUCAUAAUGAAUCAUAUUUUCUGAUCAUUUUGCUUUUUAUGGGUUUUUUCAAAUCCUUUGUACAAAUGUGUAUAACAGCUUGCUUCAGCUUUUAUCUGUGAAUAAAA